CAUAAUACAGUACUACUACUGUUCUUGUCAAGUCUCAUCAAAGAGAGAAACAGAGUUCCAACUCAACUCUUAUUGCAAAAGUCGAGGUAACAGCGCAAGAACACAAACGUUGUUGUUUUGUCCCUUUGUAUAGUCCAAAAGUUCAACGUCAUAUUAUUAUUACUAUUUCUCAAAUAAUAAUGAUCACAUCAAUUCCAACGUCUCUCUCAAACCAUCCUCUUCCUCUUCCUCACUCUUCUCCAUUUCCAUUUCCAUUUCCAUUUCCAUUUCCUACCGUUGAAAACAAAACGAUCAGAAACGCAAAAGAGAAGAAGAAAAAAUGGGGUGUGAAUCACCACUACAAAUCAACAAAUCAAUUCAGUUUCAUCCAACCACCCCUGAAAAAUCCACUCCUUACCCUCCAAAUCCAAGCCUUGUUCAACGUAUGCUAAAUGAUACAUGCUUCAAAUGUAAACAACAAGGUCACUGGUCCAUGUAUUGUCCUAACAACAACAAUAACCAUUCACCGGUUUUGUCUUCCAACAAGCAAAUACACUGUCGUUGCGGUCACGGUUUUUGUGAUGUUAAAAUCUCUAAUAGUGAAAGAAACAAAGGGAGGUUGUACUUUGCUUGUCCUAUCAAAAGGGGUGCACCUUGUGGUACCUUUGUGAAGUGGUGCGAUGAUGAAAGGGAUUUGGAGCCUUCUUUGGUUAAGUAUCCUAAGUGUAAAUGUGGUGCUGGUGUCUGUAAAAGAGAGAUGGAAGGUGCUAAGUACUAUUUUACUUGCCCCGUUAAACAGAAUUUUGGAUCUUGUGGUUACCGUGCGUUGGAAGUUGAACUACUCAAUAAUGCAAGCACCGAUGAACUGGUCAAUAGCACAAGCAUUGGCGACAACCUGACUAAUGGCUUUGCUGAGGGAAGUGAUUUGCUAUUAACGACCAAAAUGACGAGAAUAACGGACAAUUAUGAAAAUCCUUCAACUGUGGCUGUAUCUGAGAUUCCAGAGGGAAGAAGUGGAGGAUCACCAAUAUACGAAGCCAAUUCACAACCUGUCGGUUUUCCAGAAAUUGAGUUUAAGGAUGAUCAACAAUUGAUAAACCUAGCCUCGUGGGAGGCAAUUGAGGACAAAGUUUCCCCAUCAUCUCGUUUUUCAACACCCUCAAGGAUCAGUUGUCGACAAAGCUUAUUUCCGAGGGACAUUUUUUCUGCUGAUGCAACAUUUGAUGCUCCGAAACAAACAAGUACUCUUAAUAGUCAAAGUGAAUGCAACGACCUUACUAUCAAGACUCCUAAUCAACGUACCCAGCUUUCCACAGAUGUAGUAAGCCCCAAUAGAUCACCUGGAAGUGAAAAGCUAAAGGAACAAAAGCAAAGAGAAGCGGUGAUAUUUACACAGCAGGGACUUCUCAAUGAUCUAGAGGGUUUGGAUUUUCACCAGCAUGAGUCUAUGAGAGACACAACAGAAGCAGCCUUUUCAGUGUUAAAUUGUUUAAAAUUUGUUUAUAAACAAUUUUCUGACUAUGUAUGGGAGUUCAUCAAUCUUGCAAAGUCUACGGCAGAAAUCGACAAGUCCAUGGAAAAUUCGCCUACUCUGGAGGAGCACAUUAAAUUCUUAGAGGAGGAGAAAGUGAGAUUGGCUAACAUCCGGGAUGACUGUGUGAAGAUUGAGACUUCGCUCGCAGUAUUUGAUGAGAAAAGAAAUUUGCUUAGUGAAGAAGUCGCUAAUCUCCAGGCCGCGCUCCUUGAAAAACGAAAAGAGUUGAAAUUUUGUGAACUGGAGAAGAUGAAGGCAGAGGCUCGGCUUGACGAUAUGAAAAGAAGGAUCUCGGAGGUCAUCCUUAAAAGAUAAAACUCGACAAGCCGAAGCGGCAAGGAAAUUUUUUGUAGAGAGAGACACAAAGCAAGUUGCAGCCAGGACAGCACUGGAGAAGGCUAAACGUGCGUUGGAAAAUUAGUGGCUUUCAACAACUCAAUAACUGUAAAGGGAAUGUAGUAGAAUAAUUGUGUGCUUUAUCUGAUCCACCAUCCCUGCACUAUGCAGAGUCAAUCUAACCUUAUCCAUUAAUUGUGUUAUUAGUAGGUUUUUGUUUUUAACAAUUGCAAUUUGAAAGAAGUAACAAUGCUCUUUUUUUAUUAUCCUUAGCUAAAUUCAGUUGAGAUUUCACAGGUUGCACUUUUUAUCUAAGUCACAUUGUGUUUGUUCCCUA
Molecule: messenger RNA, 2186 nt
Organism: Medicago truncatula (barrel medic)
Lineage: Eukaryota; Viridiplantae; Streptophyta; Magnoliopsida; Fabales; Fabaceae
Exons: 4
Coding region: 320-1828 (502 amino acids)
Molecular function (GO): zinc ion binding; nucleic acid binding
Source: RefSeq, a predicted model, not a curated record